UGAAAAUAAAAAUGGAAAAUGUUUGUGUGGCAAUUUCGGUCAUACUUCUACAGUUUUUGACACUUUGUAGGUGCUUAGAGACUGAAUUGCAAUGCUCUAAAGAUAGUCCAUGUGAUGGUGGAUGGUUUACAAAUGAAGCUGAUCUUAUAGCACAUCCUGGUCCUUGUAAUGUAGACACUGUAGAUUAUUCACUUUCACAGACUGACUUCAUGAGCAUAUAUGCCACCGAGAAACCUUUUGUGAUACGUGGUGCUACACAUAAUGAGUACUUUCGCCAAUCAUGCCAAAGAGAGAAUUUGCUCAGAUCUUACGGUUCAAGGAAGGUCCGACUCAACUCUGCCAGCAUGUAUUCACAUCCACUAUUGGAAGUGCCAUUAGAAAAAUAUAUCAAUGAAAUCAUGAAACCACAAAAGAUAGAACAACUUGGCAAUGAGACUCUUUAUUGGUUUGGUGACAACAAUUAUACUGAAUGGCAGGAGUUCUUUGAUCAAUAUAUCCAACCAAAGUAUAAACUCCCUGACAUGACUGGUGCACUCAGCUUUGGUAUAGCAGGUGCUGGGACUGGUGUACCAUUCCACUUCCACGGCCCGGGCUUUGGGGAGGUGAUAUAUGGAAGGAAGAGAUGGUUUCUGUAUCCCCCUGACCAGAAGCCAGAAUUUCACCCCAACAGGACUACACUCCACUGGCUCAUGGAGGACUACCCCAAACUUAUAGAAUAUACUAAACCUCUAGAAUGUACACUCAAUGUUGGUGAUAUAAUAUAUUUUCCUGACCGCUGGUGGCAUGGAACUCUAAACAUAGACACAAGUGUAUUCAUGUCAACAUUCCUGGGCUAAAACAUGGAACUAUGAACAUACAUGUAUACAAACGUAUGCAUGGCAACAUUUCUGGAAUAAUACAUGAACUUACAGAUCUGAUCUGAACAUAGAAUUUGUAUCUGUGGCAAUAUUACUGGGAAAGUGCUUGCUACACAGCUGCUUUUGCUCAAAGUGCAUUUUAACUCCAAAAUUAUUUAUGAUUGUAAAGUCACCAAUAUGAUGCAGGACCCAUUAAAUCGCGAGUAAGUUCCCGAUAAAAUCGUGAGCAUAUACACAAUUCUUUGUGUCAUCUGAAAAAAUGGAUAAGGGCAAAAACACUUAUUUACAUGUAUAUUUAUUUGAGUUGUGUGCAGUUUGGAGU
This is a messenger RNA of Owenia fusiformis, 1179 nucleotides long. The record is from the annotation of a GenBank genome assembly. Lineage: Eukaryota; Metazoa; Annelida; Polychaeta; Sabellida; Oweniidae.